Neoarius graeffei (lesser salmon catfish) is the source of this 1677-nucleotide messenger RNA. It is a transcript of the gene phf10, whose product is annotated as PHD finger protein 10. NCBI's taxonomy places the organism in Eukaryota, Metazoa, Chordata, Actinopteri, Siluriformes, Ariidae. Gene Ontology annotation, cellular component: npBAF complex. The record is from RefSeq and is a predicted model, not a curated record. The coding region runs from base 11 to 1471 and encodes 486 amino acids. The transcript has 12 exons.
UAAAAUCAAAAUGGCCACCCUUCUGUCGCCGAGGCAGUGCGAUAGCAAUCCUGCAACACCAGGAGCACAGUCCUUGAAGGAUGACACUGAAGAGAAUUCAAGUGACGGCAGCCAGGCGCCCAAGAGACGCAGAAUGGGUUCAGGAGACAGCUCGAGAAGCUGCGACACCACCAGCCAUGAACCGGGACCAACGUAUUUUCCUGCUGAGAAUCUGACCGAGUACAAAUGGCCCCCAGAUGAUACGGGAGAGUAUUAUAUGCUGCAAGAACAAGUCAGCGAGUAUUUAGGAGUCACCUCCUUUAAGCGGAAAUAUCCAGACCUGGAAAGGAGAGACUUAUCUCACAAAGAAAAACUUUAUCUUCGAGAACAGAAUGUCAUCACAGAGACACAGUGUACAUUAGGGCUUACAGCUUUACGCAGUGAUGAGGUUAUUGAUCUGAUGAUUAAGGAGUAUCCAGCUAAGCAUGCAGAGUACUCGGUUAUACUUCAAGAGCGAGAGCGGCAGAGGAUCACCAAAGAGUACUCAGUAAGCACUCUGAGCGCUCAAAUGCAACAGCAAAAUCCUCAAAAGGUCGAAGCCAGCAAAGUACCAGAGUACAUCAAGAAAGCUGCGAAAAAGGCAGCGGAGUUCAACAGUAACUUCAACAGAGAGCGCAUGGAGGAAAGGAGAGCCUACUUUGAUCUUCAAACACACAUAAUUCAGGUACCUCAAGGGAAAUAUAAAGUCCUCCCACCAGAAAGGACAAAGACUGGGCCCUACCCGGUUGCCCUCAUCCCAGGACAGUUCCAGGAAUACUACAAAAGGUAUUCUCCAAAUGAGCUGCGCUACCUGCCAUUAAACACAGCUUUGUAUGAACCUCCACUGGACCCUGAACUGCCUGCCCUAGACAGCGAUGGUGACUCGGAUGAUGGCGAAGAUGGAAAAGGAGAUGAUGCCAAGAAAAACAAGGGCUCCUCUGACAGUUCAACAGGAAAUACCUCUGAUGGAGACAGCCAGGACAGUGGGGUCCAGUCCAAAGGCAAAAGCAAAGACGCCACUCCACGCACCCUCCAACACAAAUCUGUUCCUGGGUACAAGCCUAAGGUCAUUCCCAAUGCUAUAUGUGGCAUAUGCCAGAAGGGUAAGGAGUCCAACAAGAAGGGCAAACCGGAGGCACUCAUCCACUGCUCUCAAUGCCAGAACAGCGGUCACCCGUCGUGUUUGGACAUUAGCGCAGAGCUGGUGGCGCUGAUAAAGACCUACCCGUGGCAGUGUAUGGAGUGUAAAACUUGCAUGGUGUGUGAGCAGCCCCAUCACGAGGAGGAAAUGAUGUUCUGUGAUAAAUGCGACCGUGGUUUCCAUACGUUCUGCGUGGGAAUGGACUCCAUUCCCUUGGGAUGCUGGGUUUGUGAUUGCUGCCACAAGGACUUUUCAUCACCUAAGAAAAAGCUCACUGGCAAAACGCCAAAAAAAUCCAAUAAGAUUAAGUAAUAUGUCAACCAGGUGCUGUGUGUGUGUGUGUGUUGGAUUUUGGCAAUUAUUUCUGUGGUUUUUUUUUUUAAACUGGAAGUAACCAUGCAAUCGUUUGUUUGUGUGUGUGGUGUGUGUCCCCUCCCCCCAAUUCCUUAUUUGGUAUUCUUAUGAACCACUUAGCUGUUUUGUUUUUUACUUUUUGUAAAAUAAAGUGCAAAAUGUCA